This is a messenger RNA of Vigna angularis (adzuki bean), 3344 nucleotides long. RefSeq lists its product as uncharacterized. Bases 182 to 3073 code for a protein of 963 amino acids. Lineage: Eukaryota; Viridiplantae; Streptophyta; Magnoliopsida; Fabales; Fabaceae. The transcript has a single exon. The record is from RefSeq and is a predicted model, not a curated record.
GUCCAUCUGAAUGUGUAGACUGCAAAUUUUUUUUGGCUGGUGGGGUCUUGGAGGAUUUGUUCACAAUUUGCACUUGCAUUUCGCUAGCCUGUUCUCGUAAGAGUUACAAAUUAAAUGUAGCUUGGUUGUCAGUGUGCUUGGUCAUAGCACUCACUUUCAGGUUUUGAAAUCUGAAUUUUUGAUGGAGUGCAAUAAAGAAGAGGCCGUAAGGGCCAAGGAAAUUGCUGAAAAGAAAAUGCAAAACAAAGAUUUCAGUGGGGCUCAAAAAUUUGCUCUUAAGGCUCAACAGCUAUAUCCUGAUUUGGAGAAUAUUAAUCAAAUGCUUAUUGUUUGUGAUGUGCAUUGCUUUGCUGAUCAGAAAUUGUUUGGCAAUGAGACGAACUGGUAUAAAAUUCUUCAAAUUGAGCUGACGGCUGAUGAUGCAACAAUUAAGAAGCAAUACAGGAAGUUUGCUCUCCAACUUCAUCCUGACAAAAACAAGUUUUCUGGUGCAGAAGCGGCAUUUAAGCUGAUUGGGGAAGCUCAAAGAGUUCUUUUAGAUAGAGAAAAACGAACUAGGCUUGAUAUGAAUCUGGGCAGGGCUCCAAUGAACAGAGCUACCAUGCCAUCUCAUCAUCAUCAGAAUGUUCAGAUGAAUUUUAAUCAUGUAAUGCAAAACACUGUCAGACCCAGUUUUACAAACUUAAAUCCUCAUCAGCAACAACAAUCUGGACAGACAUCUCAUCAGGGGCCUAAUCGUGGCCGCCCUACUUUUUGGACCAUGUGCUCACAUUGUUCUGUUAGAUAUGAGUAUUUUCUGGAAGUUUUACACAGAUCUCUUCGCUGUCAACAUUGCAAUAGGCCCUUCGUUGCAUUGGAUAUACAAAGUACAGCACCAUCAACUAAUUCAACUCAGCAAGCUUUUGGUGCACAGAACCAUAGCCAGAAUCAUAGCGCUUUCAAUGUUGGUGUUGGAUCUCAAGGUAAUGUGCAUACUCACAGAUCACGCACUGAAUCACACAAAAAAAAACGCCAUCCUGUGGAUGACCUUGUAAAGCCAAAUGGAAAGAGAAGGAGAAAGCGGGCAGCUGAAUUCAGUGAAAGUUCUGAAUCUGUGGGCAGUACUGAUUCGGAAUCUGAAGAGGAGAUUCGUUUUGACAAUGAUGCUGUUCCUGGUUUUUCUACCCACAUAGAAGAGAAUCCACGUAGAUCUACGCGACAAAAGCAUCAGGUUUCCUACAAGGAAAAUGUGAGUGAUGAUGAAGGGAGUGGAUCUCCAUCUGGUGCUGGAGAAGAGGAGCAUGAGGAGGCAGCUAAAAGUAAUGAACAAAAUGGUUUGGCUGCUGAUAAGAAAGAUCAGGGACAGGAAAAGGGGAAGCAGAACUUUUAUUCUGAAGAGAGCGUUCAAAAUAUAAAAGAGGAGCUUAAGGAGGUGAGGGAAAAAGAGGCAGUGGGUAGCUCAAACACAGACAAAACUUCAGAGCAUUCACCCUUGAAAUCAGCAGAUCAACCAGCUCAGUUUAUUUAUCCAGAUGCAGAAUUCAGUGACUUUGACAAAGACAAGAAAGAGGGGUCUUUUGCUGCUGGGCAGAUUUGGGCUAUUUACGAUACUGUUGAUGGUAUGCCUCGAUUCUAUGCUUUAAUCAGAAAAGUUCUCUCUCCUGGAUUCAAGUUGCGAAUAACAUGGUUUGAACCAGAUGCAGAAGAGAAAGAUGAAAUCCACUGGAUAAAUGAGCAAUUGCCAGUUGCUUGUGGGAAACAUAGACUUGGUAAUACAGAAAGUACUGAAGAUCCACUGAUGUUCUCCCAUCUUAUUGUUUGUGAAAAGAUUGGCCGCAGUAGGUAUGAAGUAUAUCCUAGAAAGGGAGAAACUUGGGCUCUUUUUAAAAAUUGGAAUAUCAAAUGGCAUAUGGAUGCGGAGUCGCAUAGGCAGUAUGAUUUUGAAUUUGUCGAAAUCUUAUCAGAUUACAUUGAAGGUAUGGGAGUAGUUGUUGCAUACCUGGGUAAAUUGAAAGGUUUUACAUCUCUCUUCUCUCAAUUGGAUGGAGGCAAGCGUACCAUUCAAAUUCCAUCAGCCGAGUUAUUCAGAUUUUCUCACAGGGUUCCAUCUUUUAAAAUGACUGGUCGGGAAAAAGUUGGUGUUCCUGUAGGGUCUUGGGAACUUGAUCCUGUAUCCCUGCCAAGGAAUAUUGAGGAAAUUGAUGUUCCUGGAGAUUUGAAUUUAAAUGUCGGACAUUGUCCAUCUAGUGGGAAUGGCUCAAGGUCUUCAGAUAUGUCGAAAUUUGCCAGGGAGGUAGAUGCAUCUACUGCAAAGCUUAAUUUGGAAAGAAACAAUUCUUCAAAGGAGAACAAGGAUCCCGUUGAACAUACUGGUAGUGAUCUUUCAUCCUCAGCCGCAGAAGCUUUUGAAAUUCCAGAUCCCGAGUUCUAUAAUUUUGACGGUGGGAGGUCCAUAGAAAAGUUUCAGGUUGGUCAGAUUUGGGCAUUUUACGGGGAUGAGGAUGGACUACCAAAAUACUAUGGUCAGAUUAAGAAGAUUAGGAUCAGACCAGAACCUGAGUUGCAAGUUACUUAUCUUACUAACUGCUGGAUACCAGAGAACUGUGUCAGAUGGGAAGAUAAAGACAUGCUUAUUUCCAUUGGCAGAUUUAAAAUCAAAACGAGCGCCAGUCCCUACACUUAUACUGACACCCGUUCUAUUUCACAUCAGGUGCAGACUAUUACUGACGGUAAGAAGGAAUAUGAAAUUUUUCCAAGGAAAGGCGAAAUUUGGGCAUUGUACAAGAAUUGGACGACUAAAAUAAAACGUUCUGAUCUGGCAAAUUUGAAGUAUGACAUAGUGGAAGUUGUUGGAGAAAAUGAUUUGUGGAUGGAUGUUGUACCUUUGGAGUUGGUAAGUGGUUAUAAGUCAGUUUUUAAGUGCAACUUAAAUGCACGAUCAGCUAGGACCAUGAAAAUACUUUGGAAAGAGUUGCUCAGGUUCUCCCACCAAAUCCCUGCCUUUAAAUUAACAGAAGAACGUGGGGGCAAUCUGAGAGGCUUCUGGGAGCUUGAUCCUGGAGCAUUACCCCAUUAUUAUUUUAGCAGCAAAUAAUACAAACCUAGGGCUCCUGAACUGAAAAUGAAUGGGCUUAAUAUGUUUACUUAUAACCCUAUUGCCUUUUGCCGGGAAGCAAAGUUUGAUGUCCUAAUGACAAUUUUGGACUCAGUUCUUUUAGUAGUUCUUCAAAUUUAAAUUAGAUAAGAACAAUAUACCUUUUUGUGUCUAUGCAGCAGUGCUGCAUGAUCACACUUGAUAUGACAAGUCCUUAGAUAUUGUUCCAGCUGUCUAGAGGUAAGGAGGUAUUACUGGUUUUUCAUUUGCA